AUGGAUUACGGGUUUAGAUAUGUAGACCCUAAUUUAUUUUUAUGGGUCAAAUUAGGAUCAAGUUGAGGAAUAAGAUGAAUUUUUGUCAAGUCUAAUUCUCAUAAUUUACAAUACAGCGUUAUGUCAUGGCACGCGAGUUCGGGGGCCGAAGUCACGGGCAUCGUGGCACGGAGUUGCAGCCAUGGGCACAUAGGGGGUGUAUCCAGCGUCCAGAGGGCAUGCAAUGCAACGUCGCGAAGUGCGAGCGCGGACAUGAGGGUAGGCGCGAGCACGAGCAUGCGCGAAAGUGGAAGCGCGAGCAGAAGUGUGGACGCGGCCAUGCGGGCAUGCGGGAUGCGGGUGUUGGUGUUGCGACACAGGGUUGCGACUAUGACGCUUACGUAUACGAGGAUGCAGGCACAAGGUGGAUCGCGCAAGAUGCAGCGGGCCUUGCUAGCGGAGGCGUCGAUAUCGGGGCCGUGGCGUGAAGUUAGGACAGGAUGCAUGGGAGCGUGCAGAAGCAGUCGGGGGCGAUAUGCGUGGGCGCGCGAGAGUGUCCUGGUCCGAGACAUGGGUGCACGCACGGGCAAGCUAGGUCGAGGCGCUGGCACGCAUGGGCGCGGUAUGGCUCGAGGCGUUGGGCGUCCAGGCCAAGGCUGUGGCACGGGGUCACAGUCGAGACACAGGCGCGCGAGCACAGAUGGGAGUGGCCUAGAAAAUUCCAAAAGCAGCCUGGGAGGUCUGGAUAAGGAUCAGAACAGUGGUCUGGAUAAGGACAGAACAGUGGUCUUUAUAAUUUAACUACUUAUUAUUAUUUAAAAUCCACUAAUCUUAACUCACAACUGAAUUUUGUAGAAAAAGAAAAAAAAAAAAACCAGCUCUUGUGUUUUCAAUGCCAUUUCUCUAAUAUCUAGCUCUAUUGUUCCAGUGUCAAUCUCCUUUAACUAAUCAACUUCAAAAAAACAA
Rubroshorea leprosula is the source of this 945-nucleotide messenger RNA. NCBI's taxonomy places the organism in Eukaryota, Viridiplantae, Streptophyta, Magnoliopsida, Malvales, Dipterocarpaceae. The record is from the annotation of a GenBank genome assembly.